AUGCCACGGAUCAAACAGUCCACUUUGCUCGACUUGGCGGACUCCGACUCAGACUCCAGCUUCAACACGCAUCCAAGGGCGCUGAAGACAGCAGACGACAUGCCUGCUGCAAAGAAGGGCCGAGGUCGCGCCGCUGCCAACAAGGUCACAAAGCCUGAGCCCAAGACCAAGACGCGUCGCGUAGGGGCAAAGGCUGCGGCUGCGCUGGAGGAGGAAGCAGAGAGGCAGGCGCUUGCAGAAAAGGCCGCAAACCCACCAGUGAAAGCAACACGAGGUCGCAAGGCCAAGAAGGCUGCCGAGGAUGAGGACGACGACGGCGCAGACGACGUGCUGGCAACGCCGCCGCACAGCGAUGAGCCUGCGAAAACCAAGGGUGGCCGCGGUCGCCCAAAGAAGGAUGCCGUGGUACCCGAGUCAGUGCAGAAAAAGGCAGAGCCCUCAGCCGUGAAACGAGGACGGAAGGCUGCCGUCGAUAAGGCGGCACCGCAGGCGCAGCCCGAGAUCCCGGAGACUCAGGCGGAUGAUAAGAUGGAUAUCGAUGCCUCCGAGGAGCAAGAUCAAGUGGAGGACCUCCCGACCUUCUCGCGGUUCAGCGCUCCUCCGUCUGCGCAGCGGCUCAGCUCCUAUCAUAUCCCACUGAGCGCGUCCAAGCGGUCAGCCAGCUCAUCAUUGAUUGAGAGCGAUCCCUCAACUAGACGACAUCUCGGGAAAUUGACAAAGAAGUAUGAGGCAUUGGAGCUUAGAUAUAGAGAGCUGCGUAACGUGGCGGUUGUGGAAGCGGAGAAGAACUUUGAUCAGCUCAGAAAGCAGAGUGAUGAGAAAACGCAGGCCUCCAACGAGCUCAUAAAAAGCCUGAGGAGCGAUCUCGCAGCCCAGAGGCAGCUAGCGAAAGAGGGGCAAAAGUCCCAGCAGCUGUUCGAGGCCAGUCAAGCCAAAGCCGACAAGUUGCAGGCCCAGAUCACGGAGAUAACCACGACGCUGUCCGAGGCCAAGACGGAGAUCAAGUCUCUCACCACGAAGCUGAAUGCCGCGCGAGCUGCCGAGGCAACUGCCACGGCCACGGCCCAGGCCGCGUCCGUGAGGGUUCCGGGUAGCGCCAUGAAACCCAGCGCGAUGGGCGGGCGAGGCGUAGACCAGGCGCAGGUGCAAGCUCAGCUGCAGGCCACUCAGACGGCCAAGAUGAAGGAGAAUCUGUACAGCGACCUGACGGGGCUGGUGGUGACGGGCAUCAAACGCGACGGGCCGGAGGACGUGUACGAUUGUAUCCAGACGGGUAGGAACGGCACACUGCACUUCAAGCUGGCCAUUGCGAACGAGAACUCGGACGAGAACACGGACGAGGCCGAGUUCAUGUACAAGCCGCAGCUGGACGAGCGGCGCGACAGCCAGCUCAUCGAGAUGCUCCCCGAGUAUCUUGUCGAGGAGAUCUCUUUCCCGCGGGCCCACGCUGCGAAGUUCUACUCUCGCGUGCUGAAGUCUCUAACAGAAAGACUCGACUGA
Diaporthe citri is the source of this 1500-nucleotide messenger RNA. RefSeq lists its product as uncharacterized. Lineage: Eukaryota; Fungi; Ascomycota; Sordariomycetes; Diaporthales; Diaporthaceae. Gene Ontology annotation, molecular function: microtubule site clamp; protein binding. Gene Ontology annotation, cellular component: monopolin complex; mitotic spindle; nucleolus. The transcript has 3 exons. The record is from RefSeq and is a predicted model, not a curated record. Bases 1 to 1500 code for a protein of 499 amino acids. Gene Ontology annotation, biological process: meiotic sister chromatid segregation; homologous chromosome segregation; attachment of mitotic spindle microtubules to kinetochore.